UAACAGAAACAGGUUUAACUGUAACUUACUCUGAUGGCAACAAGUCAAAUCAUCCCGAUACGAAUCAAAAACCUUACGAAAAUGGUGCCAUUUUCUUCUAUAAGAUAGUUGCCAAAGAUGAACAUAAAGCUACUCUAUAUGCUGCAAAACUCGGUAAUACACUCGGUAAUGCGUUGGAAGCACAAGGAAUCAAAGUUCCAAAUGCUAUUUUAAAUGAUUUACCUGACGGUUAUGCGUUAUAUGAACACGUUAAACAAUAUCCACCAGACGAAUUGGGUAAUGCUAAACCCACAAGAAAAGACACAUAUUUGUUUGGUAAUGGUUCAAAAUACCGUUCGCCUGCCGAAUUUGAAGAACAUCUCUUAUGGUUAGCUUCAGAUAAGACUUCUUCCUGUAAAUGUAGAUACUGUGAUAAAGAAUGGAAUCUAGGCCUGAAUGCGGGCUCAACUCCGCGCAGAAACAAUGAAUUAGAUCCUUACCUUAAAAAGACAAUUAAAUCAAAUGUACUUCAGAAUGAAACUUUAAACUUGACAUCAACAUCUAACUUAAAAGUACAUAAAGUCGAAACUACAACAAAAACAUCUUUAAUACAAGAGAAAAAUCCUAAAAAGUUAGAGAAAUUCAUUAGUAUGUAUCGUUGCGAAGAAAUUGUUUGGGGCGAAAUAGAAUAUUUAUUGAGUUCAAGUCAAUAUGAGUCCCUAUUUGAAGAGGUCGGAGGUGAUCAAAUAAAGUACUGGCCAGCAUUGGUUCAUCAACGAUUAAAGGAAUCAAAUGAUAGUGGAUUUGAAAUAUUAUAUGCCUUGAAGCCAUUGAUCCAAAUUUAUUUACUAAAGAAUACGAAACGUGGUGAGUUGGCCAGUGCUUACCUUAAAGCUAUUAAACGGGCAAAAGAGGUUGCUUCAGUAUUCACCGUAUCACAGCAAUAUAAGUAUACUAUAGAACAUUCAUUCUUCGCAAAAAUUGAGAGUGCGAGUGAAAAGAGAUUAUUACAGCAAAUGGUAACAUAUCCACAUUACAGAAAACUUUUAUUAGGCACCGAAGUAUUGAGGGAAGAUGAUUAUGUUCGUUUGACACGUGCUUCAUAUAAUUCUAGCGACAAAUUGCCAAUUUUUAGAAUAAAUACAAUUUUUUUAAAUGCUCUAAAUAAAAUUCAACUAAGCGGUGAGAUGUUCAUCAGAGGUCCACCGAAGAAUGGUGAGAAUGUGCCAACAUUAAUUCGAAUGAAUAAAGAAAAGUUCGAAUAUAUAAUAGAUUUAUCCGAAAUUGCUGGGCGGUACUACAAACUGCACCCAGACAUCACCCGUAGUAUGUCUGUUAGUAUUCCAGUGUCAUAUUCUGAUCGGAAAACGUUAAUUGAUGAAGCUUUAAAACGGAAU
Messenger RNA from Dentiscutata heterogama, 1376 nucleotides. Lineage: Eukaryota; Fungi; Glomeromycota; Glomeromycetes; Diversisporales; Gigasporaceae. The record is from the annotation of a GenBank genome assembly.